AUGCAUUCUUCCUUCCUCAACUUCGUAAUUCUCUCCGUGAUCGCUGGCGCCUACGCAGCCAUAGGCCCGACGGCAGAGCUGUAUAUCGGUAACGCCGACGUCUCCCCCGAUGGCUUUACACGAGCAGGGGUUCUGGCUGGUUCCGAUGCGAGCUCUCUUGCGUUCCCUGGACCGGUCAUCACAGGAAAUAAGGGCGACACGUUCUCUAUCAACGUCGUGGACGCGUUGAGCGACACCACCAUGCUAACGAGCACCUCUAUCCAUUGGCACGGUUUCGUCCAAAAUGGAAGCAGCUGGGCUGACGGCCCCGUUGGAGUGACCCAAUGCCCCAUCUCCCCUGGAAAUUCGUUCCUCUACGAGUUCUCCUCUGGCGACCAGGCCGGCACAUUCUGGUACCACUCGCAUGAUUCGACUCAAUACUGUGAUGGCCUUCGAGGUGUCAUGGUUGUUUAUGACCCUGAAGACCCGUACUUGAGCAGCUACGACGUCGACGACGAAUCCACGAUUAUUACACUCUCCGACUGGUACCAUACUGUCGCCCCAUCCGCCGGCCUUGUCCCGACUCCCGAUGCAACUCUCAUCAACGGCCUCGGCCGCACCGCUGGGGGAGACACGGUGGACCUGGCAGUCAUCACCGUCACUUCCGGGACGAGGUACCGCUUCCGCCUCGUGUCCAUGUCCUGCGAUCCCAACUUCACUUUCUCCAUCGACGGCCACACAAUGACCGUCAUCGAAGUCGACGGCGUCAACACCGAGCCCCUCGAGGUCGACAACAUCCAAAUUUUCGCUGGCCAGCGGUAUUCCUUCAUCCUCACCGCCGACCAAGACGUGUCCAACUACUGGAUCCGCUCCGAGCCCAACGUCGGAACCACUGGCUUCGACGGCGGGAUCAAUUCGGCCAUAUUAAGAUAUGAUGGCGCAGAUGAGACCGACCCUGAGACGACCUCGUCCACGAGCAACGCGCUCGCCGAGUAUAACCUUGUACCUUUGUCGGGAGCCGCUGCUCCAGGCACGGCGGAGGCUGGCGGCGCGGACGUGUUGCUCAACUUGGACAUCGCGUUUGACGCUACCAAUCUGGUGUUUACGGUGAAUGACGCGACAUUCACGAGCCCGACGGUACCAGUGCUUUUGCAGAUCAUGAGCGGGGCGCUGACGGCGGCGGAGUUGCUCCCCUCGGGAUCUGUCUACACUCUUCCAGCAAACUCGGUCGUUGAGCUCUCUAUUCCUGGAGGUUCUGUUGGCAGCCCGCACCCCAUGCAUCUUCACGGACACACCUUCGACGUCGUCCGCAGCGCCGGAAGCGAGACAUACAACUACGCAAACCCCAUCAAACGCGACGUCGUGAACAUAGGUGAGGAAGGAGACAACGUCACCAUCCGCUUCACCACCGAUAACGCCGGUCCAUGGAUUCUCCAUUGUCACAUCGACUGGCAUCUUGAAAUUGGCCUCUCCGUUGUCUUUGCAGAAGAUGCUGAGACAGUCGCCUCUUCUACCGUUCCUGUCGCUUGGGAUUCCCUAUGCCCGACCUAUAACGAGGCCUUCAACGUCACCACCGAUUCCGAUUCUCGUCGUCGCCGCAGGCGGCACGUGAAGUUUUGA
Molecule: messenger RNA, 1599 nt
Organism: Cyclocybe aegerita
Lineage: Eukaryota; Fungi; Basidiomycota; Agaricomycetes; Agaricales; Hemipholiotaceae
Source: the annotation of a GenBank genome assembly